UGUCCCCCGACUCCCUCCCUGACUCCAUCUCUCCCUCCGCUCUCUUGCUCCAGACCUGCUGCAUCUCUUCCUUCAGAGCCACCAUGACUCCUGGAGGGUUAUCCCCCGUCAAAUUGGCCACUCCUGAGAUUCAGGCAAUCACUGACCAGGUGAAAUGUCAGCUGGAAGCAAAAGUGAACCAGGCAUUCAACCUCUUUAAGGCUAUUGAGUUCAGGACUCAGGUGGUAGCUGGCACCAACUACUUCAUCAAGGUCAGGGGCCCUUUCCUGGUCCAGUAUGCAGAGGACAAGUAUGCCCACCUCCGCGUGUUCCAGAGCCUUUCAAACGAUGGGGGCAACCUCACGCUCCAUGGUUACCAGCUGAACCACACCAGGACGGACCCCAUCACUUCCUUCUAGCAGCAGUGCAGAGCUCAGAAGCCUUAGGAAUUCAAUAAAACUCCCUCAAUAAAAAGGAGGUCUUGGAAAGAG
Zootoca vivipara (common lizard) is the source of this 470-nucleotide messenger RNA. NCBI's taxonomy places the organism in Eukaryota, Metazoa, Chordata, Lepidosauria, Squamata, Lacertidae. The record is from RefSeq and is a predicted model, not a curated record.